This is a messenger RNA of Sphaerodactylus townsendi, 1363 nucleotides long. Its product is annotated as serine/threonine/tyrosine-interacting-like protein 1. The record is from RefSeq and is a predicted model, not a curated record. Gene Ontology annotation, molecular function: protein phosphatase inhibitor activity; protein phosphatase binding; protein tyrosine/serine/threonine phosphatase activity. Gene Ontology annotation, cellular component: mitochondrion. Gene Ontology annotation, biological process: protein dephosphorylation; negative regulation of cytoplasmic stress granule assembly; positive regulation of intrinsic apoptotic signaling pathway. Bases 82 to 1011 code for a protein of 309 amino acids. The transcript has a single exon. Lineage: Eukaryota; Metazoa; Chordata; Lepidosauria; Squamata; Sphaerodactylidae.
UUUCGAUUCACUAACAGCCCACUUUCCUCAAAGAAUAGUCACUCGAGAAGACGGCGGGGGUCUGAACGCCCGUCGCGCAAGAUGGCAGGAGUGGAACUGUGUGAGCCCAUCCAGCUGUACAACAUCUUGAACCAAGCCACCAAGUCGUCCAGACUGGCAGAGCGAAACUACCUGUGCCUGAUCGAUGCUCGGACCAAGCGGGAGUACGACGAAAGCCACCUGAUCACAGCCAUCAGAAUGAAACGGGACCCUUCCGGCUCGUACAUCGUGCCUCCUUCCGCCAACCUCGACUACGUCCGGCACUGCGUGGUGUACGAUGGCACAACCGAAAUCUUAAGUUCUGAUUACGUGGAGGAUGUCGCUGCAGAUGAAGAAAUAAAUGCCAGGUCUGGAUCCGCCAUGCGCUGCGCCAGAGUCGUACAGGAAUACACUCGCUUCCCUGUCCGAGUCCUGAAAGGAGGAUAUGAGCGCUUCACCAUCUCUUACCACUUCCUCCAGACCCAGAAGAUUUUCUGGAUGCCUCGGGAAUUGGAGGACUUCCUGCCCUACCCGGUAGAGAUUGUGCCAGGUAAGCUUUAUAUGGGAAAUUACAUCCAAGCCUGCCACCGACAAAUGCAGAAGGAUCUACACAUCCAAGCCCAUGUAAAUGUCUCCGAGGAGGUCGACACUUGCUUCCCCGACGAUAGUGACAAAGUCCUCCACAUCUCAGUCCCGGAUUCUCCUGAGGCAGACAUGUUAACCUUCUUUGGUGACGUCUGCCACUUCAUCGAAAGGCACACACAGCAAGAUGCAGUCUUGGUUUUCUCCACCUUGGGCAUCAGCAGGUGCUGCACAGCCGUUAUGGCCUACCUGAUGCAUUCGUGCAAGCUUUACCUCAAGAACGCUUGGCGUUACGUCCAGAACUGCAAAAACGACAUUCGGCCGAACCGGGGCUUUGUACGACAGCUGUCAGAAUGGGAGGCCCGGCUGUACCUGUCAUCAGUCACCAAUAUCUCUGAACCAAGCUACUGAGCCAAGCCACCUGCUAACGUCGCUUGCCUGUUCUCUACUUCGUUGAUUUCCCAGGAGGCUGUUUUUUUAAAAUCCUUCUGUUGUUCCAGAAAAUAUUCGUUUUGAAUGAACCGUUAAUUUAGUUUUUAUGGGGUUGGGAUUCAUAUCAGCUUUGAUGGUUUGAUUUUAAUGUUCAGCCGGCUGUUGAUUGCUUUUAAUUUUCCUGUUUAGUACUGCAAAUAUUGAUGAGUAUAUUUUUUCUGUUGCUUUUAAUAUUGUGGAUGGCUUUGUUGUUCUACGGUUAUUCACUGUUCUUUUUAAUUUGCUGCAUUGUUUUAAUAUGUUGCGCUGCAAACUGCCCUUUGCUGUGGAA